AGGGGCUGUGGGUUGAAGCCGGCAGUGCUGGGCCGGCGAGGGCGAGGGGGUGGUGGAGGUUGGGCCGGCCGUCCUUCCUCGCCGCCCGAAGCCCGGCUCGGCCCUUGCUCCUCCGCCCGGCUGUGGGCGGCUUCCCGAGGCGUCUCGGCCUCCCUAGGGUACAUUGGAGUAUGAGUCUACUUAUGAUUAGUGAGAAUGUGAAAUUGGCUCGUGAAUAUGCAUUGUUGGGAAACUAUGACUCUGCAAUGGUGUAUUAUCAGGGAGUUCUUGACCAAAUGAACAAGUAUCUAUACUCGGUCAAAGAUACAUACCUCCAGCAGAAAUGGCAACAGGUUUGGCAGGAAAUAAAUGUGGAAGCUAAACAUGUAAAGGAUAUCAUGAAAACACUCGAGAGCUUUAAACUAGAUAGCACUCCCUUGAAAGCUGCACAGCAUGAGCUUCCGGCUUCUGAAGGAGAAGUCUGGUCUUUGCCUGUACCUGUUGAACGAAGACCUUCUCCAGGACCUAGAAAACGUCAGUCUCCCCAGUAUAGUGACGCUAAACCACAUAGUAACCGCCCAAGCACAGCUGUCAGAGCUCACCGUCCAUCUGCACAAAAUCAUCACAAUGACAGAGGGAAAGCUGUUCGUUGUCGUGAAAAGAAAGAACAGAAUAAGGGAAGAGAGGAAAAGAACAAAUCACCUGCUGCAGUUUCUGAACCAGAGACAAAUAAAUUUGAUAGCACAGGAUAUGACAAGGACUUAGUAGAAGCUUUGGAAAGAGAUAUAAUUUCUCAGAAUCCCAAUGUUCGAUGGGAUGAUAUUGCUGAUUUAGUAGAAGCUAAGAAGUUGCUUAAGGAAGCCGUGGUGUUACCCAUGUGGAUGCCAGAAUUCUUUAAGGGCAUUAGGAGGCCAUGGAAAGCUCGAUUUUAUUCCCCAGCCACCAUAUUUAUUGAUGAGAUAGAUUCCAUUUGCAGUCGCCGAGGGACUUCUGAGGAGCAUGAAGCGAGCAGAAGGGUGAAAGCAGAGCUGCUGGUUCAGAUGGAUGGUGUUGGAGGUGCCUCUGAAAAUGAUGACCCUUCCAAGAUGGUUAUGGUUCUGGCAGCUACGAAUUUCCCCUGGGACAUAGAUGAGGCUUUAAGAAGACGUCUUGAAAAACGAAUCUAUAUUCCUCUACCAUCAGCAAAAGGCAGGGAGGAGUUACUACGAAUAAGUCUGCGUGAGCUGGAAUUGGCUGAGGAUGUUAACCUUACAAGUAUAGCUGAAAACAUGGAAGGUUAUUCAGGUGCGGACAUUACCAACGUGUGCAGGGAUGCAUCCUUGAUGGCAAUGAGAAGGCGUAUUGAAGGUCUGACCCCAGAAGAAAUCCGAAAUCUUUCAAGAGAAGAAAUGCACAUGCCCACAACUAUGGAGGAUUUUGAAAUGGCUUUAAAGAAGGUGUCUAAGUCAGUAUCUGCAGCAGAUAUCGAGAGAUACGAGAAGUGGAUUUUUGAGUUUGGAUCAUGCUGACAUCUCACAUGUACACUGUGAGAAACCCGCCUUAAGUCUUUUUCUGAAAAAUUAAAUGUAGUGUUUCAUUGCACUGAGUGCUAUAUUUUUUUAAACUUUCAUAAUGGUAACAUUGAAAAAUUUCUUAUGAUUCUGAAUAAAGGCAAUUUUUUAAGCGGU
Molecule: messenger RNA, 1646 nt
Organism: Dipodomys ordii (Ord's kangaroo rat)
Lineage: Eukaryota; Metazoa; Chordata; Mammalia; Rodentia; Heteromyidae
Gene: Katna1
Product: katanin p60 (ATPase containing) subunit A 1
Exons: 10
Coding region: 171-1487 (438 amino acids)
Biological process (GO): microtubule severing
Cellular component (GO): microtubule cytoskeleton
Molecular function (GO): ATP hydrolysis activity; ATP binding
Source: RefSeq, a predicted model, not a curated record